AUGCUACAUGGAUUCGCGCUGCAUCUUUGUUAUGUACGCGACAAGAUCAUCUCUGUCACCUUGGACGGUCAUGUUAUUUUCUUUCCAAAGUUGCCACCGUUUGUUCCUGUUCGGUCGAGCAGCGUCAACACCAAGGUACUCCAAGUGAUAGCGGUCGACUUCGGAUCAAGGACAUUUGAGCGCGGACAAGGAAACCUCUUGCAAACCUGGCAGGCGGCCGUUUGCCUUGCACACGAAGACGGGGUGAUCAUCAAGGAUGAACAUUCGCAAACAUUAUGUCAGGUUCAACUUGAGUUGGGGGCAAAGUUGAUCCACAUCCAGGCGAUUGCAGACAACACCUGGCCCUACCGCAACGAACUCUUGAUCCUCUACGAAGAGCCGAACACGCGUCAGAGACUCGUUCUCUGUGUCCAAAUGGAGCCAGGAUACAGGGAAGAGAGUUCCAGGAGGUUGCUGACACCUAGUUUCUCGUUGGGCAGAGGUGGCGAUGCCCGCGAUUCGAUUGCAAUGUAUCGCGACCGGAUCGGUAUCAUGAGCCACCGCAACUGUUCCUCCGACCUAGGUCAUUAUUGUUUGCUCCGGUUGAUGGACCUGAAGCAGGAUGUGGCUGUCAGCACGGAGUAUGCUAGAUCUGAGAGUGUGGACGAAGAGGAGGCUGUCGCUGAUGGCGCGGACAUCGAUGAUGGCAGUCAUGGCGAUAACGAGGACGAGGUCGAGGACGGUGAUGAAGGAGGAGUUUUGAAGGCAAGCAGCGUUCAUAUGCGCGGGAAGGCUAUCCGGCUGGACCAUACUACGGUCAACAAGGCCGCGUAUCGAAUUUUGGCGCUGGAUCAUGCAAGAAUUGUGCUCGGGGUAGGGCCGAGGACUGUCAAGAUCCUCUAUCUGGUAUAG
Messenger RNA from Linnemannia hyalina, 891 nucleotides. Lineage: Eukaryota; Fungi; Mortierellomycota; Mortierellomycetes; Mortierellales; Mortierellaceae. The record is from the annotation of a GenBank genome assembly.